ACUACGAACCGUGCUAACCCUACGACAACGCCUCAUUUGACCACUUCGCUCGUCAAGGAAAACUGGUGUGUCACAGUCGCCGAUGUUGAUCGGAAUGACCAUCCGGUCAUUGUCGCAGGUGGGCCUGCCGCACCAAAUGGAGAGUGUAGCUCACCACCUACCUUCUAUGGAUUUCCUUAUGUGACAAGGAGUGAAGCGGUCGUCACAGAGAAACCAUCCGACGUACCUGUUGGGAGGGCAUGGUGCGUUACCAUGGCUGAUGUUGAUAGAAAUGGGCAAAUGCUUCCGGUUGAUGCAGGUCCGGCAAUGUUGGAUGAUAAGUGUGAUGCUCCUUCAAUGUAUCAGUGGAAAGGAGGUAUGGCUUCAUGA
Molecule: messenger RNA, 369 nt
Organism: Bipolaris victoriae FI3
Lineage: Eukaryota; Fungi; Ascomycota; Dothideomycetes; Pleosporales; Pleosporaceae
Exons: 1
Source: RefSeq, a predicted model, not a curated record